ACCACCCUGUAUAUACUCCGGAAUUAUUAUUUUGUAAAUUUUCAAUCAUAUUUUCUCCUGUGCAAAAUUGUGUAAUUUCGACUUAUUCAAUCAUCGUUAUUACAUUUUAGUAAUCAUGGAUCUCUACCAAGAACCAUUUGUAAAUCCAGCUUAUCAAUAUAUUCUUGCUUUUCAAAAAUUAUCAUCGUUUUUAUUAGUGAAUCCAUACAGUAUUACUUCCGUUCUAAAUGAUGAAGGAAAGAUAGUAAAACUUGAGAAAAGGAAACGAACCUGGAAAAUGUUCAUUUUCGGAUACCUUUGCAUUACUGGCAUUCUUACCAGCACUUUAACUCUUGUGCUCAACACAUUUCGAGGCCUCACAUCCUUGAAAAAGAAUCCGACCCAAUUUUAUACCGUGGCGCAAAUGUGCACCGUCCUGAUCUCAGACUAUUACCUGAUAUAUCUUUUCUGGUUUCGAAAACGCAACUUUAUGACAUUGUCCAAUACGUUGUUGCACUUGGGGGACACGGUAAAUACUUCAAAAAGAGACAAUGUAUUCAUAAAAUUACUACCAAUUUGGACCACAUUCGCACCCAUCUUUAUGUACGUGGCUCCAACGUUGCUGUCAUACAUCAACGGAGUUAGGAAUUUUAGAUAUUCAUACGUUAUUAAUUUUAAGAGGUCAUUAAACUUGAACCAAAUUAUAUUUUCUGGAGUGGCAAAAUUACUACGGGAUGAGCCAUGGAAUGAUGAGAACGAUUGGGUUCUAUUUUAUUCAGACUAUGCACUUUCUUCCUUGCUUUUCAUUUUGACUCUGCAUUAUUCUGUGUAUUCCAUGUUGGCUGAGGUAAUGCUGAGCAGCUACAUAUGCUUCGUAACCUACAGGGUGGGAUGCAACUGUGACGAAUUUCUAAAACGGAACCAAAAUUUGGGCUAUAACGAGAUAUCUAAGUUAUACCGAGAAAUGAAAAUAUUUACAUAUGAGCUGAAUGAAACCUUUGGGGUCGUAAUAUUAGGCACAGUAACGAUGGGGCUUGUCUAUUUUAGUCAAUCCUUCCUUGAAAUAAUAGACCCUGCCCCAAUUACCAUUCGGAGAUCAAUUAGCGUGCUAAUUUUGAUGAUUUAUGUGACCAGUUUCUUCUGGGCGGCAGAAGGAGCAGUGAAGUUUGAGUCGUUGGGAAAAUAUAUUUCUCUACGAUUCUCGAAGCCAGGCUAUAAGAAUAACGUAGAACUACUCGCAAUCCAAAAUGACCUUUAUUAUAAUCCUUUGGGGCUUCAUGCUUUCAAAUUUCUUAUCUCUUAUGGAUUUAUUGUUAAGUGUCUUGGAACCGUUGUCACCUAUAUGAUAGUUUUAAUACAGUUCCAGUACUCCACUACUAGCAAUAAUAGUGGCAAGAGUGUAAAUAACAACAUGACGACAGCAAAUUAAAGAUUUUGCACUGGUAGCAUCAUUUGGCCAUAGCGAUUGAAUUGUAAUCGUCGCAAUGUGUGACGACCAUUCAUAAACCUGUUUUUGGAAAAUAUGCAUGCUGCACAAAAUUUUCCCUUAAUCAACAUACAUAAAGAACGAAAGACGGAUAUAUUUUCCAUAGGACAGGGACUUUGGAAGGUCGCAUAAGUUGUUAAUUUUUACACUAC
Messenger RNA from Folsomia candida, 1617 nucleotides. RefSeq lists its product as uncharacterized. The coding region runs from base 116 to 1408 and encodes 430 amino acids. The record is from RefSeq and is a predicted model, not a curated record. The transcript is spliced from 6 exons. Lineage: Eukaryota; Metazoa; Arthropoda; Collembola; Entomobryomorpha; Isotomidae.